Molecule: messenger RNA, 2353 nt
Organism: Punica granatum (pomegranate)
Lineage: Eukaryota; Viridiplantae; Streptophyta; Magnoliopsida; Myrtales; Lythraceae
Source: RefSeq, a predicted model, not a curated record
AUAAAUCGGUCAGCAUGGGUCUCGUUUGAAAAUCUCCAACAGCCCUAUUGCGACCUUGGAGGGGGAGGCAUGGCUCGCAGGUAAAUCUUUCUCCCCACGCAAUCAAGAGAUCCCAGUUUCGGCUAGAAUCCCUCGAUUUCGAGGUGAGCUUGCCUUGUCGGUGGUCACGCCUCCCCUUCAAGGUUGUUGAUGGCCCCAAAUCUCAGAGGGAAAGGGAUGAUCGGCUGCAAGUCACUGACAAUCCCCUCUCGUUCUCUAGUCUCCCUAUUUUUUUAUGUUUUUUUUUUUUUAUAUUUUGAAAAUUAUUUUCAAUAAAAUUAAUCUUUUAAUAAUUAUGGGCAGAAAAUUAAUUUUUAAUGUAAAAGUUGCUGAUGGGACUAUAGUGAAAAAAAAGUUGAUUUUAUGGACAGGAUUGAAAAGGAAAAGGAUUUAGGACGAAGGUUAUAGGCAAAAAUACCGGAUUAAAAGUGGCUUCUUUUCCCAAUAAUUUUAAUAUGCGUAACUGCUUUUCCCUCCAAAUUUCGUCUAAUGCCAACUGCCUGCUGGAGGAAGAAAGAAACAUGACUCCCUCCCUUCCCGUUCAGAUAACAGCACAAAGGAGGAACUUCCAUGCAGGCCAUUUAGGUUCUCUCUCUCUCUCUCCCCCUGUCUUUCCUUCUCUCUCGCUCUAAAGCCCUACACCCUCACUUCUCGGUCACAAGGGCCUCCUCGCAGCUGCAAUUCCUCACAGCGGCAAUGGCGGAAACCACCAAAUCAGACACACAUGUCGAUAUCAAGCCAGCCCAUCCGCCCAGAGUCUCCUUUGACUUCAUCGAGUACCCAAUCGGUGAACACAAGGCCCCCUUCUUCAGAUCAGGAUUCCGCCAGCGCCGUGACACCUGGAUCAUCUCUCUGUUUGCGAUCCUCCACAUCGUCGCGUUCAUUUGGACGAUGGCCAUCAACAACUGCGUGGAGAAAUCGCAUGGAGAUUGUGCGGUCAAGGUGUUGGGUAGACUAUCGUUUCAGCCUCUGUCAGAGAAUCCCCUGCUCGGGCCGUCGGCUUCAACGCUGGACAUAAUGGGAGCUCUGCAGCGAAAAUCUCUCAUCGAACAUCUGAAUUGGAGGCUUUUCACCUUUCCAUGCUUACAUGCUGGGUUUGUUCACCUAUUAGUGAACCUGGUCAGUGUGAUGUUCGUGGGGAUUCUUCUAGAGCAAGAGUUCAGAUCAUUAAGAAUCGGGAUGAUCUACGUUCUCUCUGGAUUUGCUGGUAGCCUGUUUGCUGCUCUUUUUGCCCAAGGUAGUCCACAGGUUGGUGCAAGCGGAGCUCUUUUUGGGCUAUUGGGAGCUAUGCUAUCUGGUUUGAUAUGGAACUGGAAACUCUACACUGACAAGGUAAAUCAGCACUCAAUAUCUGUUUUCCCCUCGGUAGAUGGCAAAUUUCUUUGUUAUUCAAGAGAUCCCGUAACUAGGGUGUUGAAACCUCCUUGUUGGCUUCAGCUUGCAGCUCUUGCAUUCAUUUGCUUCAUCUUCGUGGUCAACUUUGUCCUUGGAAUGCUUCCAUUUAUCGACAACUUUGCAAGUAUUGGGGGGUUUAUGUCUGGGAUGUUGCUUGGAUUUGCGGUUUUAUAUACCCCCAGGACUACACAAGUGGCUCAUAAUAAAGCUGGGCUCUUUGACUAUGGCAUUAAGAGUUCUGCCAGGUUGAAGCAAAAGCUCGACAAGCCAAUUCAUAGGAUCGUGGCACUUCUUGUGUUCGUUCUUAUGUUCUCUGGAUGUCUUGUAGCGGUCCUCAGAGGCAUCAAUUUGAACCACUAUUGUAGCUGGUGUAGAUCUGUUGAUUGUGUCCUUUCUAACAGAUGGAGCUGCAACGAAGCAACAUCAUUCUGCCAGACCAUAGUGAGCGAGUCACAGAUGACUUUGACAUGCGUGGCUAAUGGCAACUUCAGGGUAUUCCCUUUCACGAAUGUUUCGCCGGCAAGGACAGGGGACUUGUGCAGUCUGAUCUGCUCUUAACCCUACCAGACGCAGCUUUCUUCCCAUCUGACUUCCCUUGUAUGCUCCGAUACACUUCUCCCGAUACCAUGACAGAACCGAAAAGCAGCUACAAGAAGCACUACCUGUAGUUUUGACUCGAGAGGCAUAACGCUCUCAUCAUUGUCUUGGAGAGUUCACUGUAUUAGGAGUGAUAUAGGACUGUAUAAGGCUUGUUGAAAUUGUAACUGGUCCCCAGCUUGUUCUUUUCAUAGUUUCUGCUGUAGCGGCUCACAUACCUCACUGAGCAGAGUUUUCCAAGACUUUGGUCAUGCUAGAUACUUGUUGGGAGUAUCGUUCUUUCCCGAGAUGUAUCUUACUGUCUUGGAGCUUUCGUCUUGUG